Molecule: messenger RNA, 1240 nt
Organism: Apodemus sylvaticus (European woodmouse)
Lineage: Eukaryota; Metazoa; Chordata; Mammalia; Rodentia; Muridae
Gene: Pym1
Product: PYM homolog 1, exon junction complex associated factor
Exons: 3
Coding region: 187-801 (204 amino acids)
Biological process (GO): exon-exon junction complex disassembly
Cellular component (GO): exon-exon junction complex; cytoplasm
Molecular function (GO): RNA binding
Source: RefSeq, a predicted model, not a curated record
AGGGUGGAACUGUGCGCGCCACCCAAAGCUAAACCGAAGUGCUGGGCGCGGCUAAUUAGAAUACUGACUGGGUCCGCCCCAGAGCCUUCACCCUGUGCCCUCUGACCCGGGAGGAUCCACAACUGAGCAGCAGGCCAAGAAGUUACCUCGCCGCUGAACUCCCCAGGGCUGCCGCCCAGUUCAGCCAUGGAAGCCGCCAGCACCGCUGAGGCCACGGGCACAGGCAAGUACAUUGCCUCAACACAGAGACCUGACGGGACGUGGCGCAAGCAGCGGAGGGUCAAAGAAGGAUACGUGCCCCAAGAGGAGGUCCCAGUCUAUGAAAACAAAUAUGUGAAGUUUUUCAAGAGUAAACCAGAACUUCCCCCAGGGCUGAGCCCUGAGGCCACCAUAACACCAGUCACCCCAUCCAGACCUGAAGGUGGUGAAGCAGGCCUCUCCAAGACAGCCAAACGCAACCUAAAGCGGAAGGAAAAGAGGAGGCAGCAGCAGGAGAAAGACGCAGAGGCCUUGAGCAGGACUCUUGAUAAGGUGUCUCUGGGAGACACAGCCCAGACGCCUUGUGCUCUCCACGGCCCCCAGGCCAAGCCUCUAGCUGCCUCUGAUCCAUCCGACUCUGCUGCCACCACAGAGAAAGCUAAGAAGAUCAAGAACCUGAGGAAGAAGCUUCGACAGGUGGAGGAGCUGCAGCAGCGCAUCCAGGCCGGGGAGGUCAGCCAGCCCAGCAGAGAACAGCUGGAGAAGCUGGCUCGGCGGAGGCUGCUGGAGGAGGAGCUGGAGGACUUGGAGUUGGGCCUGUGAGGCUUCGGGAGUAAGGGAGUGGACUGCAGAACAAACCAUGGGGUGCUCUGGGGUCCAGGGAGCGUGGGCCGCAGCAGUCAGGAGGGGCACCCCCAUCCUGGCUCCUCCACCUCCUGUGGCCCGACUCCGUCCUCCAGAGCCUAGGCUCUCCUUCAUCCCCCCUUCUCCUCAGCUCCUGUUUCUGGACCUUCCCCUCCAUCCCAGUGUUCACACUCUGAGUGCCGACCCGAGGUACCUCUGCUGCUGAUCUGGGUGUCUUGUUGAAAAGGAAACCGGGGGGUGGGAGUCUGGAGUCUGUUAGGCCGAGGGUACAAGGAGUACCCACGUUUUGGAGUCUUGGUUCCUGUUCACGGUGUUUAUGAGUUACUUCCCUGGCCGCCCCAACCUCUUUCUCCCCCCACCUUUUUUUUUAAAGAAAGAAUAAAUUCAAGUAGACACA